This is a messenger RNA of Wallemia mellicola CBS 633.66, 1996 nucleotides long. RefSeq names its product kinase-like protein (gene PkaC). Gene Ontology annotation, cellular component: cAMP-dependent protein kinase complex; nucleus. Gene Ontology annotation, molecular function: cAMP-dependent protein kinase activity; ATP binding. The record is from RefSeq and is a predicted model, not a curated record. Bases 615 to 1916 code for a protein of 433 amino acids. Lineage: Eukaryota; Fungi; Basidiomycota; Wallemiomycetes; Wallemiales; Wallemiaceae. The transcript is spliced from 10 exons. Gene Ontology annotation, biological process: peptidyl-serine phosphorylation.
GGAUGUAAACGACGAAGAUGAUAACUAGAAGAUUGCUGGAUAAUAAGAAUAAAAAUAUACUUAUCAAAUCUUUAUCUACUCUCAACAAGUCUGAGCCUAGAAUACAAGGUGCAGAGCCUUUAAAUUGGCAGGAGUUCUUAGCUAUACGGAAGUCACGUCAUAGAUAUGAUAAUAUAGCUAGUAUUCCUACCACAUUGACAGGUUUCUUCGGUGGUGCUAGCUACUUCUCUACCUUAGAUCCAGGACAGAUUAUUUUCGGAAUCGAAGCUGUCUGGGUUUAUUCAUUUGCAUCAUUAGGUUGUGGUGCACUUGGUUGGUUAACAGGUCCAACGCUGGGUACAGCAGUCUGGAAGUUCUUACACAAGGCAAAGUUACCUGAGUAUGAAAUAAAGGAGAGAGUUUUCUAUCAUCAUAUAAUGAAGAAUAGAGUUGAUCCAGCGAGACAAUCAGUACAAAAUCCAGUUCCAGAUUACUACGGUGAAAACGUUUAUUCUUUACAAACAUAUAGGCAAUGGCUUAGAGAUCAAGCUACAUAUAAUCGUAAAGCUUAUUUAUCUGAAAAUGAAUAAAUGUUGUAAUUUCCCACUCUUUCUUUUCUCACAACGACAUCAUCGAUGGGUCUUUUAGAGAAAUUGCAUAUAGGCCAUCAUAGCCAUAGCUCUAGUAAAGAUAUUAACUCACAAAAUAAUCAAUCAAAGUCUUCUCCCGCUAUCCCUAAUAGUACUACCCCAAAUCAUCCGAAUACGCCGCCUAUUAACAAUUCUGACAAUGAUUUUUCACAACAGAAAGACUUUAAAUCUCAAGUAGAAAGCUCAAACAAUCAUUCUAAUAAACUGCAUCCAAGUUUAGCACCUUCUACUCAGUUGGAUGAUAAUAAACCAACUCAACAACAGCUACAACAACCAGCUACUCCAAAUUCUAGUUAUAAUAAAGUUCAACCACGCAAAACUCAAGGAAGAUACACUCUGAAGGAUUUCGUCCUUGAAAGGACCUUAGGUACCGGUUCAUUUGGACGUGUACAUCUCGUGAAAUCAAAUCAUAACUCUAGAUUUUAUGCUAUCAAAGUAUUAGCAAAAGAUCAAGUCGUUAAAAUGAAGCAAGUUGAGCAUACUGUCUCCGAGCGUGACAUGUUGGCACGAGUUCGUCAUCCUUUCUUAGUCAACUUAUGGGGCACCUUCCAAGAUCCAAAGAAUCUUUACAUGGUUAUGGACUUUGUCGCUGGUGGUGAAUUAUUUUCUUUACUUCGUAAAUCUCAGCGCUUUCCAAAUCCAGUGGCUAAAUUUUACGCUGCAGAAGUAGCUUUAGCACUUGAUUAUCUCCAUAGUUUAGAUAUUAUCUAUCGUGAUCUCAAACCUGAGAACAUUCUACUUGGUGCAGACGGACAUAUUAAAAUAACGGAUUUCGGUUUCGCAAAGUAUGUCCCAGAUGUUACAUGGACACUUUGUGGUACACCAGAUUAUUUAGCUCCAGAAAUAGUUCAAUCUAAAGGCUACAAUAAAUCGGUUGACUGGUAUGCAUUGGGUGUUUUAAUAUUUGAAAUGCUUGCUGGUUAUCCACCUUUCUACACUGAAGAUUCAAAUCCUAUGAAACUAUACGAAAAGAUCAUCGCAAAUAAGCCAAAGUUUCCUUCUUACUUUGACCCAGUUGCUAAAGAUCUAUUGAAGCAAUUAUUAAUGGCCGAUUUAUCAAAACGUUUUGGUAACUUACAACAUGGAAGUCGCGAUGUAUUCACGCAUGAGUGGUUCAAAGAGGUAGAUUGGAACAGGUUAUAUAAUCGAGCAAUUCCUGCUCCUUAUAUCCCCAAAAUCGCGGGUGAUGGUGAUUCUAGCCAAUUUGACAAGUACCAAGAAAACGAUGUUAGUCUUUAUGGUCAAGCAGGAGAUGAUACAUGGGGACAUCUCUUUAAGGAAUUUUAAACCUAGUUACGGAUAUUAACUUCUGCCUAGUCACGACUGUAGUUUCUAAUGUAAUUCUUGAAUAAUCAUUUUAAUUGUUG